Molecule: messenger RNA, 3731 nt
Organism: Trichogramma pretiosum
Lineage: Eukaryota; Metazoa; Arthropoda; Insecta; Hymenoptera; Trichogrammatidae
Gene: boss
Exons: 7
Coding region: 23-3184 (1053 amino acids)
Biological process (GO): visual perception; G protein-coupled receptor signaling pathway
Cellular component (GO): membrane
Molecular function (GO): sevenless binding; adenylate cyclase inhibiting G protein-coupled glutamate receptor activity
Source: RefSeq, a predicted model, not a curated record
UAAAGAUUUAUCGUCGUUGAAAAUGACGACGACGACGACGCCGAUCGCGACGAUGUUCUCGCUCGUUAUCUGGCUGCUGCUCGUCAGCGCGAUCGCCAUCGAGGAUCUCGUCUGCAUGAAAAAUCACACGUUCAUGGAGACGUCGGGCGACGCCGUGCUCUCCGUGUUCAUCGACACGGACUACGGGCCCGAGUGCAACAUCAGCUCGCCACGUAGCAUCCAGGAGGUCGCCACCGCCCUGUACGUGGCGCAGCAGCUCAAUCGGGCGGACUACGUGCCGGGCGUCACGCUCGGUCUGCGCAUCUACGACACGUGCAACGACCGUAUAGCCGUGUACAAGCAAGCCCUGGUCUCGGCCGUCGAGAUGGACUGCUCGGCCCACUACGAUCUCGGCCUGCUUGUGCCGGCUCGCUACGGCGAGGUGCUCGAGCCACUGCGCGCCCUCGAUCUGCUGCCCGUCAACACUUACGCCCCACCCAAUCUCACUCUGCCGAUGCUCGACGUUCUGGUCGAUUUUCUUGCGGGCCGUUACUCGCGGGUUGAUAUGCUGCUGGCCGACUCGAGGCCCGUGCUCGACGCUUUUUUGCGCAAGAGCCGGGAGGCCGGCAUAUGCGUGAAGAGCGACAAGGGGGGAGUGACAGAGGCCGAGACGCAGGUGGAUAAGAGCGGCAACGCGACGACGACGACGAAUGCGGAGCAGCAGCAGUUGGUCGUGGUGGCGCUGGGGGAUUACGAGGAUGUGACUACUUGGCUGGAGAAGGGCGGGUUCGGCGACGAGGACGACGACGACGACGAGGAAGACGACAAGAAGAUCUGGAUCGUCAUGACGCUCGAUAAUUCGCACGUCGAUGAUUACGUACCCGAGGGCUCGUACCUCAUCAAACCCGAGCACUUCGUGGUGGAUCUCGGUCCGGACGGCGAGCUCGACAACGGCGACUCAUCCUCCUCCGACGACGACAUACCCGCGAGCACGAUCGUGCGCUCGCCCCACGUGCUCAGCGUCGGCAAGGCCAUCCUCGAGAUAGCCAAGGGUCUGCGCGAGCUCCAGCAGACGAGCUGCCCUUACUCGUCGUCGUCUGGUACCUCCAACGAGGGUGGCGGCGGCGGUACCAGCUGCGUACUGCCCAGAUUCGAGCCGGAGCUGCGCAAGCCCAUGAGCAACAGCGAGGUCUACGAGACUCUGAAGGUGCCCGCCAAGUCGCACUCGACUAGAUACGUGGUGUCGCGCAAGAUCGACGGCUCUCUCAGCGAAACGACCGCCUACCAGAUCGACUCGACCAGCGCCCGUUACCGGGUCGUCGCCGAGAAGGAGCAGCCCCGACUCGCCCGGCUCUGCGUGCGCAACUACACCCGUCGCUGCCAGCAGUCCUGCGCCAAUUUCAAGCUCCUCGAAUUGGAAGCCGAUCAGCACGAUCAGCACGAAGAGGACGACGAGGAUAACCACCAUCGAGUCCUCAAGCCCCAAGUCUGGGUGCCCAUCCUGCUGACCAUCAGCUCGUGCGCCACCUUCGCCUGCUGCGCCAUCCUGGCCUUCGUCGUCUAUCGCUACUUCGUCGAGGACAUCCUCGACGGCAAUCCUCUGCUCACCUGUCUGCUGAUCGGCGCCACUCUUCUGAUGCUCCAGAGCGCCCUGCCGUUCUGCCUCGAGGACAGGGCCAUGGGCGCCGAGCAUCUCAACUCGCGCAAGAUCCUCGUCUCGGGCCUCGGCUUCGGCCUCGCCUUCUCCGUCAUGCUCACCCGGGCCCUCUUUCUCGCCUUCUCCAGCAAGGGCGUGUUCUCGACCCAGCACAUCAACGGUUAUCUGCAGUGCCUCAUGCUGCUGUUCAUGGCCGGCGUGGAGCUGGCCAUAGCCACGAUGUACUUCGCACUGAGCGACGCCGACUCGGCACGAGUCGCCAGGAGUCCCGUUUAUAUAGCGCUGCUCGGUUACGACAUAUUUCUGCUCUGCUCGCUGUUCGCCAGCUGCUUCUUCGUCUCUCACGUGCAGCGCAAUUAUCGCGAGGGCACUUGCUUCUUCGCCACCGGCAUCGGCCUGCUGGUCUGCUGGGCCGUCUGGAUCACCUGUUUCCUGCUCAUGGGCCAGGAUAAGCGCGACGCCAUCGUCUGCUCGGGCACCGUGGCCACGGCCUGUCUGAUCAUCUGCGGCGUGUUGGUGCCCAGGACGUACUUCAUGUGCUCGCACUACGUCCGGGACAAGUCGUACGUGCACGCAGCGGCGGCCUCGGCGAUGGCCGCCAGCAGAUUCGCGGGGCCGCUGCCGCCCGAUCAUCUGCUCAUGGACGAUCCGAGAUUCGUCAACGCGCCCCUGGCAGCGAGACAGGGAGCGUAUCUGGACGUGGGCAUUAACGGUCGUCAGCCGUUUUACGAGUACGUUAGCGCCACGGGCUCACCCUCAGCUCAGCAGCAGCAGGCAUUGGCAGCCGGCAGCAACUAUUAUUACGGCGGUGGCAACGAGCUGGUGACUCGUCCAACGACGUCAGCAGCAGCAGCAGCAGCACUAGGAGCUGCUGUACCAUCGCAUCUGAUGACUGGCACGACUACGACAACGGGAGCAGGACCGACGUCGGUCACGGGUAAAAAUCGGGGAGGUGGUGGUGGCAUGCUGAGCAGACUGUCGUUCCGGCGCGGUCGCAGCCCCGAGCCCCGACGCACGCCCGGUUACAGCAAUUACGGCUUCCGGCCGGAAAUGCGCGAGCUCGACGUCGCAACCGCAGCCAAUGUUGCGGCACAGCAGCCGCAGCCCUACGUCGUGCCAAGGCUCUAUGUAGAUGAGCCAGACGUCAGCCGUAUCCAGCCAGAGGCGCCGCAACAGCAACAAGCCGCAGCUCGAGCCGCAACAGCCGCGAGUACGAAGAAAGGCGGGCCGUUUUCGAAGGCCGGCUCGGUGCUGUCGGAGGCUCGCUACGCCCUUCCCCGCUCGCUGCUGCGGAAAAAAGUCAGCAAAAAUUCGGCGGCAGCGGGAGCAGGAGCGGCAGCCCUAGACCCGUCGUCUACGACUCGACGGCAGCCGAUCGAGCCCGAGGUGUUCGUCAAGGAGCAUCGCAGUAUCUUUAACGAGCCGUACCAGGCGAGGCGCACGCCGAGCCCGAGGCCUGGCUCGGCGCUGGCCCAGCUGAGGGACGACACGAUCGAGGAGGAGCACGAGUCGCAGAGCCCGAGAUCGGCCAGGGUCACGAGAUUCUGAUGAAGAUUUAAUUUUUUGUUAAUCGAUCGAUGCUACUGUUGUAUACGUAUAUUAAUUAUGUAGAUAGAUUUUAAGCGAAUUAUUGAAUUUACAAUCAUUUAUACACAUUUAAGCGUAUGACAAUUGUUCGAUGUAAUACGUAACUACAGAUAGGAAUCCCGUAACGCAGAGACGAGCUGUAUUUUUCAAACCAAAACUUUUUUCCAAUACUUUUUGUUGCAUGCGUCGAAACAACUUUGUUCUCCGUGCCCCGAAAAUUCCUUUUACAAUACGCAACUGUCGCGCGUCCAUGCGCGUGUUUGCGAUACGCUUUGACAAAUUUUCCCGAGUACCGAAGUACAUACCGAGUAAUUUCAUUUAUACAUUGCAUCGCUCCUAAAUAAUAAAGGUCGUCGGACGGUAAUAGUUUACGAUGUAACGCGCGGGGGGGACCGAGUGAUUUUCCAAAACAAUUUUACCAGGGAUACAAAAAGAGCGCCGGGCAAUCGUUUUUUUUUUCUUUUCUCUUGUCUUUUUUCGUUCGGUAUAUAUUUUUGAUAUGACGUGU